CUCCCACUAUCGCUCCUCAAUGCGGCGCAAAAUAAGCCUAUGCUGGUCGAGCUGAAGAAUGGAGAGACAUUCAACGGACAUCUUAUUAACUGCGACAACUUCAUGAACAUCACGCUGCGUGAGGUGUACCAGACGAGCGCGGACGGCGACCGGUUCUGGAAGGUCAAAGAGUGCUAUAUUCGCGGGAGCACAAUCAAAUACCUUCGCGUGCCGGAUACCUUGCUGGACGCGGUGAAGGAGGAGCAGGCGCGCGCGCGCGAAGCCGGGAAGAGUGCACGAGGUGCACAUAUUAGCGGCGCGGGACGCGGCAUGCCACGCGGCGGGCCAAUGCGUGGUCGCGGCGGGCGUGGACGGGGUAUGUGA
Heterobasidion irregulare TC 32-1 is the source of this 363-nucleotide messenger RNA. RefSeq lists its product as uncharacterized. Gene Ontology annotation, cellular component: P-body; spliceosomal tri-snRNP complex; U6 snRNP. Gene Ontology annotation, molecular function: U6 snRNA binding. NCBI's taxonomy places the organism in Eukaryota, Fungi, Basidiomycota, Agaricomycetes, Russulales, Bondarzewiaceae. Gene Ontology annotation, biological process: mRNA splicing, via spliceosome; P-body assembly; nuclear-transcribed mRNA catabolic process. The record is from RefSeq and is a predicted model, not a curated record. The annotation marks the transcript as partial. The transcript is spliced from 4 exons.